AUGACGGUGCUGAGGCGAAUGCGACUUACCUUCGUGGGAACCGGCGUGUCGAGUGCGGUUCCGGUUAUCGGUCAUCUCACGACAGACUGCGCGUGCCGCGACGCCAUCGCGAACCCAAGUGGCCCGAACCGCCGCAAUAACGUAUCGCUGCUCAUCUCCCUGCCUUUCGCAGAAGGCAAGUCGGGUGUGGAGUGGCAUCACGUGCUGAUUGAUUGUGGCAAAACAUUCCGUAGUGCCUACAUGCGCGUUCUGGCGCCGAUGCGGGUACAGUACGUGGACGCACUCCUCAUCACACACGGGCACGCAGACGCCAUGCACUGCGUGGAAGAGUUGUGUGGCAUGCAGGCCGAAGCAGCCGCCCGCUAUGCGCAGUCGGUAUCGCCUUCGUCGUUGCCGUCGAGUGCAGGCAGAACUCUCGCCUCUGCCGUCGUUCCCCGCACCCUUCGGCGAGUCCCGACGUUCCUCACUGCACCGACCCUGGACCAGAUCGCAAUGGUCUCACCGGAGCUUGUCACGCAGAGCUUCCACAUCGGCGCGGCCCCGACAACGGGGACGGCGUAUCAUAGCGCACUUGCCGCAACGGCCGACAUGACCGCCAGGUCUUCCUCCUCCGCUGAGGUGCUGUCGACGGUGAUGGAUAUCUUCUACAUGGAUGACACGAAGCCGCAGCGCAUGCACGUACCCUUCGGGCCUCUGAGCCUUGCAGCAUCAGCCGCACGAGGCGUCAAUGCCACCGACGCCGCGAGUGACCUGCCCUUCUACUCCUUCCCAGUGGAACACGGAAAGGGCUACAUCUCCAUGGCGUGGGUGUUCGGCCGUGGCACCGCCUUCAAGAGCCGGCAAACGCAGCAGCAGCAGCAGGGGAGCUGCGUCGUGUACAUCUCAGACGUGAGCCACAUCCCGGCGACCUCGAUGGCGUUCCUGCAAGACCUCGUGAAGAUCGAUGUCCUCGUACUGGACCUGCUCGCCGAGCACGGGGCGCCGUCGGCGUCGCACUACUGCGCAGACGAGGCUAUCCCUCUCGUCGUGGCACUUGCUCCUCGGCGCACGUACUUCGUCGGCAUGUUCUGCAGCCUCGAGCACCACCGCACAAACGAGGCAUUUGCGCGAGAGCUGGCCGAGCUCAAGAUGCGAUACCGAGACGAACUCGAGGUCGUCGUGCCGGGGUCGUCCGCUCCCGCGGUCACGGACACUGACAGGGAGAAGAAGCUCGCAUUUGUGAACCGGGUUUGCUCCAUGGAACUGGCGUACGAUGGCCAAGAGCUCGACAUGGAUGCGUGA
This is a messenger RNA of Leishmania major strain Friedlin, 1281 nucleotides long. RefSeq lists its product as hypothetical. The record is from RefSeq and is a predicted model, not a curated record. The transcript has a single exon. The coding region runs from base 1 to 1281 and encodes 426 amino acids. NCBI's taxonomy places the organism in Eukaryota, Euglenozoa, Kinetoplastea, Trypanosomatida, Trypanosomatidae.